UCCAUGUUUCAAGGCUUUCAAGCAGCCGUUGUUCGGUCACUCAUGUCCAGUAUGGUCGGCCAGGAUGAACAGGGGCGCUUGUUUGGACUCAUAGCUGCCAUGGAUAGCAUUGCUGUCUUGGUAGCAUCCCUGAUCUUCAACCAACUCUACCCAGUAACUCUUGAUUUCUUCCCUGGCUUCAGCUUCAUGGUGGCUGCUGGUCUGUCUGUCGUUGCUGCAGGGAUUAUGAUGUGGCUUCAUGUUGAUCUGAGAGGACUGAUACUGGGUGACUCUUCCAUUACAAAAGGCGUGACAGGAGACUCAGGUGACAUUAGCAAAGAGGACAUUCAAGUGGAGACUGCUACGACUCACAUGUAAACAUAAUCCACGACAUGCAAGCAGAUCUUAGAGUUUUUGUCUACAUACUCCAAAUAAUUCAAACCAGCCAUAAUAUGUUCGAGAAUAAGCAAUACUCCAGAUCGGGUACCAGUAUCAUCGCAAAGAAUAAAAGAGACAAAACACA
This is a messenger RNA of Haliotis rubra (blacklip abalone), 502 nucleotides long. RefSeq names its product proton-coupled folate transporter-like. The transcript has 4 exons. Gene Ontology annotation, molecular function: transmembrane transporter activity. Bases 4 to 357 code for a protein of 117 amino acids. NCBI's taxonomy places the organism in Eukaryota, Metazoa, Mollusca, Gastropoda, Lepetellida, Haliotidae. Gene Ontology annotation, biological process: transmembrane transport. The record is from RefSeq and is a predicted model, not a curated record. Gene Ontology annotation, cellular component: membrane.